CCAUGUCUUUUCUCCUAACCUGUUUUUAUCUUGAUUCUUGAUUAUUGUGGCUGCCGACAAACCAUAACCUGUGGAGAACCGUGUGAAUUUCUGAUUGUCGUAGUGAAAUAGUCGAGGCCCGUGUUUUAUCUUUGCGCUUAAAACACUCCAAUGUCUCGGUAUUCUGAAAGGCGGAAGGCAAUUGAAGCUAGUCUUGAUCAUCAAAACCACGAUGGCAAGGAGAAGAAAGUUAACAGUAAGAGAGCUGUCAAUCAGCAUCUCACCAUAGAAGGUGACAAGGAAAAGUUCAAGGAACUGCUGCGUCGGAGGUUGAUUGAGUGCGGUUGGCGUGAUGAACUGAGAGUUCUGUGUAGAGAUACCAUUAGGGAACGAGGCAUUCACAAUGUCACAGUUGAUGAAAUUGUAGAAGAUGUCACUCCUAAAGGAAGAGCUCUGGUACCAGAUACAGUCAAAAAAGAAUUACUCCAAAAAAUUAGAACAUAUCUUCAUGAAAAAGCUUUCAAGUGAAGACCAAGACUUGAUGUAAUUAUUUUAAUUUAUUUUAUCUCUUAUUGAAUCUUGUUUUGUGCUGUUCUGAUGCCUUCAGCAUUUAAAACUAAAUGUUCAUUAUAUAUUGUCCACCUUACAACCAAUGUGUGGCGACUGAAGUCUCCACAAUGCACAGGGGUCCUCUGUUCAAAUUGUAAACACCUAAAUCCAGGUCCAGAUUAAUUUGAAAGCAUUACCUUUUUAUGGGCCCUCUCACAAUCGUUGGAACAUUUACAAAUUGAACAGGACCACUCUGCUGGUGAAAGUAUUCAAAUGUUGAUUGUAGGACUAUUCAGUAAAUUUGUCCUGAAGCUGUUUAAACGUCAUUAGUUUUUUAUAAGCUUACAGAGGAUAGUUAAGUUUAGGUAAUAUAAUUAUUCCAUUUUCUGUGUUGAACUGCCAUUUCAUACUGAGAGUAUUUUUUAUGAAUGCCAUUGGAUUGGAGGGAUAGAUCAUCUGCACUAUGUUUGAAUUAUGUUAUCUACUCAACGCAAAAGAACUGUUAUCUUUAUCAUUCCAAUGUCAAGUUUCCAUGACCUAUCAAAAUUUGAGAUUAUCCUAGCAGGAUUCUGUUAACCUCUUGAUCCUUGCAAAUUUUCCUACAGCAAUAAUUAUUUGUACAUUUUUAUGUGAAAUUUCAUUAAAAGUUCUGAUCACAAAUAA
Frankliniella occidentalis (western flower thrips) is the source of this 1191-nucleotide messenger RNA. Its product is annotated as transcription and mRNA export factor ENY2-like. The transcript has 4 exons. Gene Ontology annotation, cellular component: nuclear pore; DUBm complex; SAGA complex. Gene Ontology annotation, molecular function: transcription coactivator activity; chromatin binding. Gene Ontology annotation, biological process: regulation of transcription by RNA polymerase II; positive regulation of DNA-templated transcription; poly(A)+ mRNA export from nucleus. The record is from RefSeq and is a predicted model, not a curated record. NCBI's taxonomy places the organism in Eukaryota, Metazoa, Arthropoda, Insecta, Thysanoptera, Thripidae. Bases 151 to 507 code for a protein of 118 amino acids.